Messenger RNA from Durotheca rogersii, 769 nucleotides. RefSeq lists its product as uncharacterized. Lineage: Eukaryota; Fungi; Ascomycota; Sordariomycetes; Xylariales; Xylariaceae. The transcript has a single exon. The record is from RefSeq and is a predicted model, not a curated record. Bases 323 to 586 code for a protein of 87 amino acids.
UCACACUAGACUCCGUAUUGUCCACCACCACAUCAAUAUUCCUCUUGUACGGCAGUGCUACAUCCCGUGAAUUGCCGCUAACGGAUGCUCUCAACCGACGGCUAGGUCCGCUAUCCGGAACCAUAUCUGGGUAUACGGUGCGCGCUCACGCCUGGAUACAAUAGCUUCACCUCGACUAAGCCUAGCAUUGGCUUUAGUACCGGCGUGCCAACCAGCAUAGUGCCGUGCGGCCCCUUCACGCGGCCCCCAACGGAUAGCUGAGCCAGAUACUAGAUUGUCCUGUUAGUCCUGUAUCCACAACCAGGACGGCGAAUAGAUACGUAUGGCCAUGUCUGCUCGGCCGACGCCACGUAUAUAUGUGAUGCUUUCUGUCUUGAUUCACUUCAUUCUUCAGUACGACAUGGAUGUUAUUGAUAUUGGGCCGACAAUAAGAGGUCCCGGUGGCACGACACCUCUCAGGUCUCGAGGCAACGCAUUACGAUCUGCUCUCUUAGUUCCUUACAAGCAGUUGGUAGGCGCGAGUAUACAACGCCGUCCCAAGGCGGCGAGCCGGCAACCACAAGGUAUCAUCGUAGCAGACAUCUAACCUCGAGGAUGAAGGUGUGGCUUGGGCCUUAUCGUUACGUAGGUAUAGUUACGCGGCUUCGCGCUACCAAUACUUGUACCCGGGCAGAACGCCACGGCCGGAUUCCCUUCACGAUGAGCGCGCCGCCCCUCGUGAUUUCCACUAUGCCGCUUGGUUUGGCUGUUACAACCGGGACUCUCCGCC